UAGGUUUAGGUUAAUACUGAUCCACCAGCAUUUCCUUACAUAAGUUAAAUGAUUCUAUGCUUAGAGCAAUGUAGUUAAAUGGAUAACUUCCUAUUAAUGAUUCAGUGAACUGUUUAUCACAACACAAGUGUCAUGCCUUUGAUUUCUUCCUCUGCUAUUUCCUGUCCGCCUCUGAAUCUUUGCCCAUCAUCCCUGUCUCUAGUCCCCCGCUGCAGAACUCGGAGACGCUGACGCCUUGUCGUCGACCAAUCACGUGCCGUGUUUCCAGUGCGCUGAAAACACUCUCCAAUAAUAAGAAGCGCGCGGGGCGGGAUGUGGCGGACCCCUCACACCUCCACACUCAGAAAUCUGUGGCGUCGCAGAUCCUCUGUGAAUCCGACAGGAGCCCGGACCGGUGACGCAACGCGGGACAGGUACACGGAGACGCGCAGGCCGGGAGGCUGCUCGCAGUGGAGACACGGACAACUACUGGAAUGGACGUGUAGGAGCGACGGACAGCAGAGCCUCUCCUCCCCGCUCCCUGACAGCUCUACCGCAAGCCGCGAAUAUGUCGACGGUGGAAGCAGGCGGUCAGCGCGAAGAAGGGGAGUACGGAAGAGCUGCCAAGCGGCUGAAAAUGGAGGAGCCGCCGCUGGAGGAGAAGGAGGACAGAGCGGAGGAUGAGCUGGAGGAGGGGGAGGACUCGGACAGCGGGUCGCUGCCCGGUAACGGGGAGGCAGAGACGGACAGUCGGGCCCGAUGGAGCGGCAGGCAGUUCGGUUCAGGGCGAAAGGAUAAUGGCGAAGACUCCCAUCUCAUCUCUCCUAGUCCGGUUGUUCAUGUCAGGGGUCUCUGUGAGGCCGUGGUAGAAGCAGACCUAAUCGACGCCCUGAAGAAAUUCGGACCAAUAUGCUAUGUGAUGAUGAUGCCUUUCAAGCGUCAGGCCUUGGUGGAGUUCUCUGCAGUGGAGAGUGCUGAUCGCUGUGUGACCUGUGGCGCCAAGGAGCCGGUGUACAUCGCAGGACAACAGGCUUACUUUAACUACUCCACAUCGAAGCGAAUCACCAGACCAACAAACGCUGACAACCCAAACAGCGGCAACAAGGUUCUGCUGCUGUCCAUCCAGAACCCGCUCUACCCCAUCACUACGGAUGUUCUCUACACUGUGUGUAACCCCAUAGGCAGCGUGCUGAGGAUUGUCAUCUUUAAGAGAAACGGAAUCCAGGCCAUGGUGGAGUUUGAGUCAGUUCAGUGUGCCCAGAAGGCCAAAGCAGCACUAAAUGGAGCUGACAUUUAUGCUGGCUGCUGUACACUCAAGAUUGAAUAUGCAAGGCCAACACGUCUGAAUGUAAUAAAGAAUGAUAAUGAGAGCUGGGACUACACCAAACCAUACUUGGUCAGACGAGAACGUGGGAAAGGGAGACAAAAGCAGGCUAUUUUAGGAGAACACCCAUCAUCUUAUGCUGACAAUGGUUAUGGCCUGGCCUGCCCCCUGCUGCCUCUGACAAGCAAUAGCAGGUACAAGCUCAGCUCAGUGGAUGUCCCAGACAUGGUUUCCUACCCGCUGCCCCAGUCUUCCCCGUCCUACUCUGGCCACACCCCCAGCUCCGUAGCCAUGGUGAGCGGCCUCCAUCCAUCCAAGAUGAACUGCACCCGCAUCUUCAACCUCUUCUGUCUCUACGGUAACAUAGAAAAGGUGAAGUUUAUGAAGAGCAUUCCAGGUACGGCGCUGGUGGAGAUGGGAGACGAGUAUGCAGUGGACCGAGCCAUCACACACCUCAACAGUAUCAAGCUGUUUGGAAAAAGACUUAAUGUCUGUGUCUCUAAGCAACACGCAGUGAUUCCCAGCCAGGUGUUUGAGUUAGAGGAUGGCAGCAGCAGCUACAAGGACUUCGCCAUGACCAGGAAUAACCGCUUCAGCAGCGCCGGACAAGCCUCCAAGAACAUCAUCCAGCCUCCGUCUGCUGUGCUACACUAUUACAACGUUCCUCCCUGUAUAUCCCAGGACCAGCUGCUCAAGCUGUGUAGGGAGCACGACGUGCCUGGCUUCAUCAAAUUCAAGAUGUUUGACGCCAAGCCCUCCUCUAAGACCAUCUCUGGGUUGCUGGAGUUUGACAGUAAGACGGAGGCUGUGGAGGCUCUUACUGUUCUCAAUCACUACCAGAUUAGGAUACCAAAUGGAUCCAACCCAUACACACUGAAACUGUGUUUUUCCACCUCGUCUCAUUUAUAAAGGCUGUCGAGCACAAACAGAGCGCUACAGGCUGUUGAUGUGUGACUCUGAUGGAAGUAAGACUCAGCAGAACCACGGAGAGCCACACUGCAGGUUAGCUACCUGGACGAUGGUGAUGUUGAGAUGGUCGGUGAAAGAAAUGGAGAGAGUGAAGGAACAAACUGACCAGAGGGUCUGACCAGCUGGGAACCAAUGAAAACACCUCAGGGUGUGUUUACCACUGUCUGGAACAUGAAGGGAAAACCUGACCUGUUGUUGGUCUUCUGUCUUGGAGUCUGGAUUCUACCUGAACGUGGAUCUGACAUCUCUCACGGUUACUCAUGCACACGCUUUAAGAAUAUUUCCUGUUAAGACACCUGAUAAAUCCAUUGUGCUUUUGAAUAUCACUGUAAGAGUUUAAGUAAGUAGGAACAAAGUUUUAAGUUCUCAUCCAGUGUUUAAAGGUGCAUGUUCUGUAUUCCUUUCGUCUUGGUGGCAGCUACAGAUGUUUCCCAGCUGUUUGGUCAGCAUGAGAUGCCUCCACUGCUGAUCAGCUGGAAGAUGUAGGACACUCUGGAUACUUAGAGGCAAACGUUUCAAUAUAUCAAAGUGAUCAUUCUGACACAACGUGUUGCGUUUUUACAGAAUCAUAUGAGAAUUUUAGCCAUAGCUAUUUCAUGAGUCCUCAGGUAUUCAUGAGCAGGACUUCUCAUUUCACUCCAUCUGCAGGUGAGAGCGACAGACUGAAGCAGAGCAGCUGCAGUUGGUUACCAUAAAAAUCCCAACAAAUAUAUGCUGAUUAAUGUACAGGCUGUUUUAUGAUGGUCGUUUUCUGUGGCACAUCUGAACACAUCACUGCAUAUGUGGGAAGGUUGCUUUAAAGGGGCAGUAUUAUGUAAAAUGGACUUUUUUCAACUUUACCUCAUGUUUUAAUGUUAUUCCCUGAUCAAAGCAUACCUGGAGUUUUGCCUUAAUUCUUUUAUGCAUGUUUGAGAAAUCUUUUAAUUUCCAUGGCAACCGCUCUGCUGUGCAAAAUGCCUGGAUGGACCUAGCCCCGCCUUCGUGGCGCAGCUCCUCCUCCCAGUUUCCAAGGCUCUGCCUCACAGAGCAGCCCUCCGACCCAACUCCCCCAGGCAGCUCCUUCAGACGCAGCAACUAGCAAACACCUGGUAGAACUGCACAACGCUUGUAUAAACAUUGUUGAAGUGUUAAUACAGGUGCCUUGUAAUGACUUCCUGUUGGCGGAGUUUCAGAAAGAGCAGGAGAGAGACAGAGGGCCGAUUUCAAGGCGUUAAAUUGCAAACUCAGUCAUAUUUGAUGCAGCAUUUUUAUAACAACAGAAGGUAACAUAGUUAUUUGGUUGUGCUAUAAAAUGGCACUAUAUACCUGGAAACCACACAGUGCUGCUCCUUUAAAGCCUGAAACCUCAUUUGUUAGUCGCCACAGUUACUGUUCUGCACAUCAGCAACAUAAUUAAACUCCCAUGCUGCCUGACAUAAAUAGAACAAUACAUCGCUACACCCUCUAAUGGGUCAUAAAAAAAGUUUUGGUUUUUACAUUUUUAAAGUCUCCCUUUAGUACUUCAAAUCCACACUUACUGGAAGGAGUUCUGCACCCAGAGAGAGUGUUCAGAUGAAAUGCAGCUGCAUGUGUUGAAAGGUUGUUGGUUUGGUGUUUAUCACUUGUCAGAUCCAGCUGAUCUUAACCCUGACUUUAAACAUGGUGCAGAAUGACGUGAGGUUAUAAGAAGGUUAUCCAAUACUUUUAUCUGGAUGUGAUGAGGUUCUAAAAUGCUCUGUAUGUACUUGGGGUGUCACAAAGAUUUCCAUUGCAGUACAGAUACUAAGAAAAAUUCUUGACAGCAGCCCUCGCACUGCAAAAAGGCACAAAAUCUUAGCAAGUAUUUUUGGUCUAAUUUAUAGUUCAAAUAUCUUGAAAUUAGACAAAACUAAUUUAAAAGUAACUUUUUAGCAAAAUAUACAAGCUUGUUUUAAGUCAAUAAUUCUUGAUAGAAAACAGAACUAGUUCCACUUGCAGAUUAUUUCACAUAAGUCAUUUCUCCUGCUUUAAGAAUCAUCUGGACAGUUACUGUCCAGAUGCUCCACCUCCAUGCCAGUUUGAAAAUUAGCCAUCGUUAGCCUUCAUGUACAUCAAAUGAUUGAUAAAAUCAUUUAUUAAAUACUUCGGGUGUUAACACGUAAACAGUCAGGUGUUCACUUCAUCAAAAUGAAUUUUGUGACAGUAGAUGUGGCCAACAUUUACUUUAUAUAUAUAUAUAUAUAUAUAUAUAAACUAUUUUUAAGGGUAUUUCUGAAUUUCUGAGCCGAUCCCCAUUUUUUAUUGUUAUUGCAUUGUUAUAUAUAUGUUUUUGUCUCAGUUUUUCUAAUGGCUGUAAGUAUAAUAUCAAUAGAUGUGCUUUAAAGAAUAUUAAAUAAUAUAUAAAAACAUUUAACAGAACAAUCUAACUAUAACUAUAACUGGGAUAGGGGUUUGGGUGAUGGAACUCUUUGGUAGGUUCUCAGUCAGCUGUUUGUCACUCAAUCAGUCAAGUUCAUUUGCAUAGCACAUUUCAGCAACAGGGCCGUUUACAACAAAAAACACAAAAGUACAAAGUCAUAAAAACACGAUAGUCAACAAUUGAGAAAACCAGUAACAGUACAUUUUGACAAAUGUCAUCGUUGAAUUCAUCAAUGCACAUCACAUGUGUUGGUCAAUGUUUUAUUUAUUAUGGUUCAAAAACAACUCUAAAACAGGUGGGUUUUUAGCCUUGAUUUAAAGCAAUGCAGUGUUUGUGGUGCACAGAAGCCGAAUGCUUCAUCCAUGUUUGGUGAAGCGCGAUCCAGCAAAUCCCACUUCCUUCCUGUGUUGGAUGUUCUCAGUGUUCCUCAUCCUAUCAGUGGUCACUGCUGCUUGGAUGGUGGGAACUCUUAAGUUGGAAUGAAAGCUAUUAGUCAGUAUCUGGACCUGACAUUAGAUCGUGUUAGUGAUGAGCUAAUUGGUGUUGCAGAGUGAGCCAGGAUACAAGUUCGCAGUACCCCAGCAUCUACCAGUUCCCUCCUCGUCACCUUGGUGAUGCUGCCUGGGAGAGAUGAAGACAUGUUUACAUAAAGUGCAGAAAAAGUUGGGUAUUGAUGAUGUCAGAUCUUUUUUUGAUUUGUUAUACAGGGCAACACAUUUCUGUUUUAUGAUUCAGCAACUAACAAAUCACUACAAUCAGUGAAAUGUGUAGUAAAAACCCAGAGUAAAUUAAUUUGCCACUGUUGGAUUGGUUUGAACAGGAAGCGUCCUCUGAAACCUAGGAACCAGUCUGAGAAAUGGCUUCCACUCUUUCUGCUACUCCAAGAAGGAGGAGGGUGAUUAGGGGCUGAUUAAUCAAUCAAUCAGACAAGCUUUUAACUGGCUUACCAGUUAAAGUUUGUGGUGAGCCAGAAACUUUAACUGGACUCUUUCUGGAUGUUGUGAAGCAGUGGCCAAAGGCCUCCACAGCCUAGUUAGAGAUGAUCUCUGAGGUCUGUUAGUGAUUAAGAUGCUGUUUAUCGUUUCCUCUCUGUAUCGUGUCGUGGGAUGAUUUCUACUGUGAAAUGGCAAUAAAGACAUUUUAAACUCUA
Xiphophorus couchianus (Monterrey platyfish) is the source of this 5799-nucleotide messenger RNA. RefSeq names its product heterogeneous nuclear ribonucleoprotein L-like. Lineage: Eukaryota; Metazoa; Chordata; Actinopteri; Cyprinodontiformes; Poeciliidae. Gene Ontology annotation, cellular component: nucleus. The coding region runs from base 548 to 2212 and encodes 554 amino acids. The record is from RefSeq and is a predicted model, not a curated record. Gene Ontology annotation, molecular function: RNA binding. Gene Ontology annotation, biological process: mRNA processing. The transcript is spliced from 14 exons.